AACCGGAUACGGAAGCACCCUGUUGUUUUCUGUUGUCUGUGUUCCUCCCCUCUCGCCUCUCUCCAGUUAAAGGAGCUUUACAGGUGAUAAAUGGAGCAUAAACUGAUCGUAGCGGUGUCUGGAUUCCCUUCUCUUUACGACAGCGGCUCUCUGACCUACAGAGACCUGAAUAUGAGAGCUGAAUCCUGGCGGCAGGUCUCUCAGAUCGUCGGUGUUCCCGAGUCUGAGUGCCGGAGGAAGUGGAAGACGUUGAGGGAUCAGCACCGGAGGGAGAGGCAGCGGGAAAAGGAACGUCGAGAGAGCGGCAUCGGGCUCUUUAACUACCGGCCCUGGAGAUACUCGGCCAUCUUGUCCUUCCUGAACCCCUUCAUCGAUGCUCGAGUAGCGGGAACUAACGGCUGGGCUCUGGACCCUCAGCCCUCCAUGUUCAGCUCCUCAGAGACCGGCUGCAGCACCACCACGGAGACACGCAGCGACGACGACAAGCACUACGAUAUCUCUGUAGGCGACGCUACGACCACCACAACUUCGUCUCCUUCCUCUGAAUUCGUGGAGAGGAAACGACCGUCGUCCGACACGGGAGACGACUUCAGAUUCAAAGAAGCCAAGAUGGAGGGCGACGCCGAGAAAAACGAUUGUCCACAAACGCAACAGCAGCAGCACAACAACAUGAAGGAGCUUUUUGAGAUGAUGAUGCAUUCAGUGAGUUCUUUAGCUGCGUCGAUAGCAUCUUCACACCCUUCCUCUUCAUCAACGUUGGAUCAGCCUACCUUGAACCAUCACCUGAAAACGGAGAAUCAGGAGGUGGAGCUUCUGGUGCAGAGCGACGACGAAGGAGAAGAGACAGGGAGCCAGUGUCGAGAGCUCAGAACUGGAGGUGUGUCUCGGGAGGAUCAUCCGAGGGUCAAGAGGAGGGGCGAGGCCCUGCUGGAGGACCAUCUGAGGAGGACGGAGGCCUGCGAGGCUCAAAAAGACGAUGUGACGCUGUUUCUCCUGAGUUUAGCCCCCGCUCUGAGGAGACUGACCCCACAGAAACAGUCCUGGGUCAGAACCAAGAUCCAGCAGUUCCUCCACGAAUCUGAAUUCGGUGCCACCAGCUUUCAGUGAAGUAUAUUCUAUAUGUUUAUAGGCUGUAUGGCCGGGGGGUCUGUUUUCUACGAUUUAAUUUUGAAUCGACCCUUAGCCAAUUAAAAAAGUAUAAUGUAAUAUGGCCCACAAAUGAAACUUCUCUAUUGUAUUUCUUAAAUAUAUAUGUUCAA
Messenger RNA from Trematomus bernacchii (emerald rockcod), 1259 nucleotides. RefSeq lists its product as uncharacterized. Gene Ontology annotation, biological process: regulation of transcription by RNA polymerase II. Lineage: Eukaryota; Metazoa; Chordata; Actinopteri; Perciformes; Nototheniidae. Gene Ontology annotation, molecular function: DNA binding. The record is from RefSeq and is a predicted model, not a curated record. Bases 91 to 1107 code for a protein of 338 amino acids. The transcript is spliced from 4 exons. Gene Ontology annotation, cellular component: transcription regulator complex; nucleus.